AUGGAAUGUGUAAAUGAAGUAAAAUAUGUUGUGAAAGGAAAAUCACGAUGUGAAAAGAUUGUGAGACAACACUACUUAAGAGAUGACAUUGCUUGUGGGUUAAGGAAAUGUGCUACUUGCAACCAAACAAAUUUACCAUUAAUUGGAAAAACACAAUAUGCUAUGUUUGAUCACACUGUAUUACUUAAUCAAAUUGACGCACUACAAACAGAAAGUUUAACAGAUUUUAUUAUUCCUCAAACUGCAUUAAAUUAUGUUGCAAGCAAUUCAAAAGCUAUUUAUAAAAAAGUGAGAAAUAUUAUUGCAAAUGAAGAUCGUGCUGUGUUCUUAUUUUUAAAUGAAUUUUUUAGAGAGACUUAUGUCAUUGCACAAAAUGAAGAAUCAAAUAUUCAUAGAGAUUUUAGAGCUUAUAUCACUUCUGUAAAUUGGUUAAAUAAACAUUACUCAUUAAAUGGAUCAUCUGUCUUAUUUGUUACUAAUUCAAAAGAAUUAAAAGAAGAUUAUACUAAUGCAGGAAUACAUACAAUGACGUUUAUUGAUUUUAUUGAACAGUAUUAUCCAAACGAUACUAUAUUACGUGAUAGAAUUACUGAUACUACUACAUCACAAGGAACAACAGUGUUUUAUCCUAAUCAUCUAACAAAAGAAGAAAUAACUCGUUUAAUUUCCGAGAAAAAAUUAGUCCAAGGAAGUGUUAGAAUGAACAGAUUCAAUUUCAAAGAAGCAACUGUUUAUACUACAGAAAAGGAAGAAAUUUUAGUAAGUGGAUUAGAAGAUAUUAAUCGAGCUGUAGAAGGAGAUAUUGUUGCAUUACAAAUACUUCCUAAAGACCAAUGGAAAAAAGAAUCAAAUACUAUUAACGAUGACUAUGAAAAGAAUGAAAAGGAAAUGAAUAAUACAGUUCACAUGGAAAACGCAAUGGAAGUAGAAGGAAAACCUACAGGAAAAAUUGUUGGUAUUAUUAAACGAAAUUGGAAACCUUUACCUGGUUAUAUUAAACAAGAAAGUAGUGGUAAUUAUUCUACUAAUUUAUUAUUCCUUCCAACAGAUAAAAGAUUUCCACCAAUCAGAAUUAAAGCUAGAGACCCUGCUAAAUUAGCUUCUCAAAGAAUUCUUGUUUUAAUCGAUGCAUGGGAUACAACAUCAAAAUAUCCAACAGGUCAUUAUGUUGCAACAUUAGGUAAUGUUGGAGAUAAGGCAAGUGAAACAGAAGCUAUUUUAGAACUUCAUGAAAUUCCCCAUUAUGAAUUUCCUGAAAUUGUACUUAAAUGUCUUCCAUUAUUACCAUUUGAAAUUACUGACGAUUACCUUAAAGGGAGAUACGACUUUAGAAAAGAAAAUGUUUGCUCAAUUGAUCCACCAGGAUGUACUGAUAUUGAUGAUGCUUUACAUUGUAAAAUUCUUCCUAAUGGAAAUUAUGAAAUUGGAGUUCAUAUUGCGGAUGUGUCAUGUUUUGUUAAACCUCAUACAGCAUUAGAUGAAGAAGCUGCUAAACGAGGAACAACAGUUUAUUUAGCUGAUAGAAGAAUUGAUAUGUUACCAAAACCAUUAACAGAAGUUAUUUGUUCAAUCACACAAAAUACUGAUACACUAACAUUCUCUGUUGUUUGGGAAUUAGAUAAAAAUGCUAAUGUUAUUAACUGUACAUAUCAUAAAGGAAUUGUUCAUUCAUACAGAGCAUAUGCAUACGGACAAGCACAAGCAGUAAUUGAUGAUAAGAGUAACCAAAGUGAAUAUGCACAACAACUACGUGUAAUGUUAAUGUUAUCUAAAAAAUUAAAACAAAAAAGAAUUGACGCAGGAGCAUUAAUGUUGGCUUCAAGUGAAAUUAAAAUUGAAAAAGAUGAACAAUUUAAUCCAAUUGGAGUUAAAGAAUAUCAAACAUAUGAAACUAAUUCAAUGGUUGAAGAGUAUAUGCUUCUUGCUAAUGUAUGGGUAGCUAAAAAAAUCUAUGAUGCAUUCCCUCAUUGUGCUAUGUUAAGAAGACAUCCACCACCAGAUGAACAUACUUUUGAAUGGUUAGCAAAUGUAUUAAAACAUAAAGGAAAAUCAUUAGAUUUUUCUAGUUCUAAAGCACUUUCAGAAUCAUUAGAUAAAUGUGGAACUAAUGAAGACCCUGUUGUUGGAAGGAUUAUGAGAAUAUUAGUUACACGUUGUAUGCAACAAGCAAAAUAUUUCUCUAGUGGAUAUUUCUCUUAUAAUGAAUUUAGACAUUAUGGUCUUGCAGCUGAAAUUUACACUCAUUUUACUUCACCAAUUAGAAGAUAUGCAGAUGUAAUGGUACACCGAUUACUUGCACAAGCAAUUGGAUUUGACCAAAUAGAUUUAACUAUGUCAAAAGAAAAAAUGAAAGAAAUUGCUGAUAAUAUUAAUCAUAGACAUACAAUGGCACAACACGCUGGAAGAGCAUCGACUCAAAUGUAUACAUUAAUAUUCCUCAAAGAUAAAGAAGUAACUGUCGAUGGUUAUGUAAUUAAAGUUAUGAAAAAUGGUAUUGUAGUUAAUAUUCCACAAUAUGGAUUAGAAGUAAUUGUAUUAAUUGACCAAAAAUAUGGAAUGGUAUUUGAUGAAAAUGAAAAUACACUGGGUAAUAUGAAUAUUAAAUUUGGAGUAUUUGAUAGAGUAAAAGGAGUAUUGAGUAUUGAUAAGAGUAAUGAGUUCCAAUUGAAACCAAUUUUAAGAUUGACACAACCUCAUUUGGAAUAA
Molecule: messenger RNA, 2706 nt
Organism: Entamoeba dispar SAW760
Lineage: Eukaryota; Evosea; Mastigamoebida; Endamoebidae
Product: exosome complex exonuclease RRP44, putative
Exons: 1
Coding region: 1-2706 (901 amino acids)
Biological process (GO): rRNA catabolic process
Cellular component (GO): cytoplasmic exosome (RNase complex); nuclear exosome (RNase complex)
Molecular function (GO): endonuclease activity; RNA binding; 3'-5'-RNA exonuclease activity
Source: RefSeq, a predicted model, not a curated record